AGACGACACUUCUUGUGUGGGGUCAAGACAUACUGACUGAGCUGAAUAAGCUACUCAACUCAAAAUGUCUAAACUACAGUUGUUUCAUGUGUUUUUAAAUGAGCGUUUAACGGCGGCUGCUUUGGAGAUUUUCGGGGAAGUUGAGAAAACGGUAGUAGAAUACCAGGAGGAGAAUGAUCGGCUACGGAGACUGCUGCGGAUCACGUCGGAGAUAAAACUAUGUAGAAGAGACUCCCGGCAGUUCUCUCUCUCUGAAGAGGAGGUUCCCCCUGAGCAGCAGCACUGUGAGCAGGAGUGGAGCCCCAUUCUGGGACAGGAGGACCCAGAGCCCACACAGAUUAAAGAGGAACAGGAGGAUCUCGGGACCAGUCAGGAGGAAGAGCAGCUUCAAGGGCUCUUUGAUACCGAAAACUCCAUAUUCACUACUUCCUGUGUGAAACGUGAACGUGAUCAGGACCCACUUUGGUCCUUGACUCUUCCCCAAACCCAGACCGUGGAGAAUAGAGAGAGAGACUCUAAACCAGUGGAUUUCACACCCUUUGGAACUGUGACCCACCUAAAGGGUUCAAAACUUCCCUGUGACCCUCCAGAUAAUCAAAACAUUGCCUGCAGCCACAGCUCAGCCGUAAGCAGCGACACAGUAGGAAUUGACACUAGCCCACCUUUGGAUCUGAAUCCACCAAUGGGGGAACUCUGCACAUGCCCCUUUUGUGGUAAGAACUUCAAACAAAAAGGACAUCUGUCCAUGCACAUGAGGAUUCACACAGGAGAGAAACCUUUUAGCUGUGGUGACUGUGGGAAGAGCUUUAUUCAGAAGGGGGACCUAAGAAGGCAUAUCCUGACUCACACAGGAGAGAAACCAUUUAGCUGUAAUUUUUGCUGUAAAAGCUUUAGUCAAAAGGGGGACCUAAGGAGGCAUAUACUGACUCACACAGGAGAGAAACCACAUGGCUGCUCUGUCUGUGGUAGAACGUUCAUUCGUAAGGCUCAUCUGCUGAAGCACGUGAAUAACGUCCACAAAGAAAGAAAACAGAAUGAAAACUAAUGAGGACAAAGAUGUUCAGUCAGAAGAUGGGAAUAACAGGCAGGAUGUGGACAACACUCUUAGGAAAGGAAAUCAACUCUGGAUCAAUUCAUGCUGUGGGUUUCAGAUAAAUAGAUGCGUGAUCAAGUUAUGUUUUUCAACAUUCUAUGUAAAUAAAGUUUGAUUUGAUUCGAAUGAUGAUGUAAUGAUUAAACGUUACACAGUAUUGUAGGAAGCUCACCGGUCUGCUGUUCAGUCUGUUGAUGUUUUCACGUUAUUAGAAACAGGAAUUCCUGGUCCUUUGAUUUAGAAUGACUCCCUGGUGAUGAGAGAAUGGUCCGACUGAUGUUAUUUAGACAUUAAAACAAAAUUCACCCUGCAUCCCACUGCUGGCUUGCCUCUGAAGCUAAGUAGGGUUGGUCCUGGUCAGUCCCUGGAUGGGAGACCAGAUGCUGCAGGAAGUGAUGAUGGAGGACCAGUAGGAGGCACCCUUUCCUCUGGUCUAAAAAAAAUAUCCCAAUGCCCCAGGGCAGUGAUUGGGGACAUUGCCCCAUGUAUGGUGCCGUCUUUCGGAUGGGACGUUAAACAGGUGUCCUGACUGUCUGUGGUCACUAAAGAUCCCAUGGGACUUAUUGUAGGAGUAGAGGUAUUAACCCCGUCCUGGCUAUAUUCCCACUCUGACCCUCAUACCAUCUGGCCACCCAAUUGUUCCCAUCUCCCAAUUGGCUCGUUCAUCUCCUCUCCCAUGUAACUAUUCCCCAGGUUGUUGCUGUAAAUGAGAAUGCGUUCUCAGUCAACUUACCUGGUAAAAUGAGGGAUUAAAGAAAACGUGUACUUCCCAGAAAUUACUGAAUCUCCUAUCUGUUCAGCAGUAUUUCUCAUUGUCUUAAUGCUGCUCAUUCGUGAUAUUGUUUGAAUCUUUUCAAAAGUGUUUUUCCGGCCCCAAUUCAAUAACAUUCUUUCAAUCUAAUGAUAAAUGCAUUCUGAGAUAUAGUGCAUCCUGUGAAAAGAUAAACGGCGUGCUCGACCUUUUAGAAACUUCAAUCGGGUGCAGGAUCCUCGUGUAUAUAAUCCAUAGAACAGAGAUAGGACAGCAC
This is a messenger RNA of Salmo salar (Atlantic salmon), 2121 nucleotides long. RefSeq lists its product as uncharacterized. Gene Ontology annotation, biological process: regulation of transcription by RNA polymerase II. Gene Ontology annotation, molecular function: RNA polymerase II cis-regulatory region sequence-specific DNA binding; DNA-binding transcription factor activity, RNA polymerase II-specific. The record is from RefSeq and is a predicted model, not a curated record. NCBI's taxonomy places the organism in Eukaryota, Metazoa, Chordata, Actinopteri, Salmoniformes, Salmonidae.